Trichechus manatus latirostris (Florida manatee) is the source of this 2753-nucleotide messenger RNA. RefSeq names its product contactin 3 (gene CNTN3). The transcript is spliced from 19 exons. Gene Ontology annotation, biological process: brain development; axon guidance; cell-cell adhesion. The coding region runs from base 16 to 2742 and encodes 908 amino acids. Lineage: Eukaryota; Metazoa; Chordata; Mammalia; Sirenia; Trichechidae. The record is from RefSeq and is a predicted model, not a curated record. Gene Ontology annotation, molecular function: cell-cell adhesion mediator activity. Gene Ontology annotation, cellular component: axon; plasma membrane.
AAUUUUAAAACCAAAAUGAGAAGUACGGUGUCAGUGCGUGAAGGCCAGGGAGUCGUUCUGCUCUGCGGUCCCCCGCCUCACUCUGGAGAACUGUCAUAUGCUUGGAUCUUCAAUGAAUACCCAUCGUUUGUUGAAGAAGAUAGUCGGAGAUUUGUUUCCCAGGAGACAGGGCACCUCUACAUAGCCAAAGUGGAGCCAUCUGAUGUGGGAAAUUACACGUGUGUGGUCAUGAGUAUGGUGACAAACGCUAGAGUUCUGGGGUCGCCAACGCCUUUGGUGCUACGUUCUGAUGGUGUGAUGGGUGAAUACGAACCCAAAAUAGAAAUUCAGUUCCCAGAAACUCUUCCAGCAGCUAAAGGUUCAACUGUAAAAUUGGAAUGUUUUGCCCUUGGAAAUCCCGUACCUCAGAUUAACUGGAGAAGAAGUGACGGACUGCCAUUUUCCAGUAAAAUUAAAUUGAGAAAGUUCAAUGGUAUGCUUGAAAUCCCCAAUUUCCAACAGGAAGACUCAGGUUCAUAUGAAUGCAUUGCUGAGAAUUCACGAGGGAAAAAUGUCGCCAGAGGGCGUCUGACUUACUAUGCAAAGCCUCACUGGGUUCAGACCAUAAAGGAUGUGGAAAUAGCUGUGGAGGAUAAUCUUUAUUGGGAAUGUCGGGCAAGUGGUAAACCCAAACCCUCCUACAGAUGGUUGAAAAAUGGAGAUGCUCUGGUGCUAGAGGAGAGAAUACAGAUAGAAAACGGUGCCCUUACAAUAUCAAACCUAAAUGUAACUGAUUCUGGCAUGUUCCAGUGCAUAGCAGAAAACAAACAUGGCCUUGUCUAUUCCAGUGCUGAACUCAAGGUUGUUGCUUCUGCUCCAGAUUUUUCAAAGAAUCCAAUGAAAAAGUUGGUUCAAGUGCAGGUGGGCAGCCUGGUCAUCUUGGAGUGUAAACCCAGAGCCUCCCCCAGCGCACUUUCUUUCUGGAAGAAGGGAGAUGGGAUAGUGCAGGAAAACGAAAGAAUUUCUUUUUUAAAGGAUGGAGGCCUCAAAAUAGCCAACGUGACUAAAGCUGAUGUUGGAACUUAUACCUGCAUAGCAGAAAACCAGUUUGGGAAAGCAAAUGACACAACACGUUUGGUUGUUACAGAACCAACAAGAAUAAUUUUGGCACCUUCAAACAUGGAUGUCUCGGUUGGUGAGAGCGUCAUUUUGCCUUGCCAGGUGCAACAUGACCCCCUGUUAGACAUCAUGUUUACCUGGUAUUUCAAUGGGGCCCUCACAGAUUUUAAGAAAGAAGGAUCUCACUUUGAGAAAGUUGGUGGGCAGGAUUCAUCUGGCGAUUUAAUGAUCAGAAACAUUCAGCUGAAGCACAGUGGAAAAUACGUUUGUAUGGUACGAACAGGCGUGGACAGUGUUUCCUCUGCGGCGGACCUCAUAGUAAGAGGUUUACCUGGACCACCAGCAAAUGUGAAGGUAGUUGAAAUUACAGAUACAACAGCCCAACUCUCUUGGAGAGAAGGUACAGACAACCACAGCCCAGUUAUAUCCUAUUCAGUCCAGGCCAGGACACCCUUCUCCGUGGGCUGGCAAACCGUCACGACAGUGCCUGAGGUCAUCGAUGGGAAAACACACACAGCCACUGUUGUCGAGUUAAACCCGUGGGUGGAAUAUGAGUUUCGGGUUGUAGCCAGUAACAAAAUCGGAGGUGGAGAACCCAGUUUACCCUCAGAAAAAGUAAGAACCGAAGAGGCAGUUCCAGAAGUGCCUCCUUCAGAAGUCAGUGGAGGAGGCGGAAGCCGGUCUGAACUCGUGAUAACCUGGGAUCCAGUCCCUGAAGAACUGCAGAAUGGUGAAGGUUUUGGGUAUGUUGUUGCUUUCCGCCCCUACGGGGUGACCAAUUGGAUUCAAACAGUGGUGACAUACCCUGAUACUUCAAGAUAUGUCUUUCGAAAUGAAAGUAUCAUGCCAUUUUCACGCUAUGAAGUUAAAGUGGGUGUUUAUAAUAACAAAGGCGAAGGACCAUUUAGCCCAGUAACAGCAAUAUUCUCUGCAGAAGAAGAGCCUACCAUAGCUCCAUUUCAAGUUUCUGCAAAUAGUUUAUCUUCCUCAGAAAUUGAAGUUUCAUGGAAUGCCAUUCCUUGGAAGUUGAGUAAUGGACAUUUACUUGGCUAUGAGGUGCGGUACUGGAGUAACAAUGGAGGAGAAGAAGAAUCAUCAAGCAAAGUGAAAGUGUCAGGAAAUGAGACAUCAGCCAUGCUCCGCGACCUGAAGAGCAACCUGGCCUAUUACCUGGCUGUCCGGGCUUAUAAUAGCGCUGGUACCGGUCCCUUUAGCGCCACAGUUAAUGCAACAACCAAGAAAACUCCUCCCAGUCAGCCACCGGGAAAUGUUGUUUGGAAUGCUACAGACAAUAAAGUGUUACUUAAUUGGGAGCAAGUGAAAGCAAUGGAGAAUGAAUCAGAAGUAACAGGAUAUAAAGUUUUCUACAGGACUAGCAGUCAACAUAAUGUCCAAGUGCUGAGCACAAAUAAAACUUCAGCUGAACUUUUGCUGCCUAUGAAAGAGGACUACAUUAUUGAAAUUAAGGCCAUGACAGAUGGAGGGGAUGGGACCAGUAGUGAACAGAUCAGAAUUCCCAGAAUAACCAGUAAGUUGGAUGAAGUCAUCAUUUCUAUAUUGACAACAUCAGUGUUAUGGACACUAUCUGUGAGUCAAUCAGUGCUCCUUCAUCCCUUCUUUUUUCCCACCAUUCCUUACAUCUAGAUGCUGAGAAG